AUGUCCCAAAUGUUCAUGCAAUUCCCUUUAGCGUUUGCCGGUGUUUUCGCUGUGAUGAUGCUCCUGGGUCAUGCUCAGGAUCAACAAGACUUCAUUAGUAUAGACUGUGGCAUACAAGGAAAUUCAGACUAUACAGACAACACAACGACCAUUCGAUACACUCCAGACACUGAUUUCAUUGACACCGGUGAGGGAAGAACCCUACCGCGUGACUAUAAUUUACAGCGGCAGUUUUGGUUUGUUAGAGUUUUUCCUGUAGGAAUCAGGAACUGUUACAAAAUUGACAUUAAAAGCGGGCAAAAGUAUUUGAUACGAGCAAGCUUUGUGUAUGGCAAUUAUGAUGGGGAAAAUAGUUUACCUGAAUUUGAGUUACAUCUUGGAGCUAAUUUUUGGGAUUCUGUGUCAUUCACUGAAGUGGAUUCUCCCACAAUCAAGGAGCUCAUACAUAUCCCUAUGCGAAAUUACAUACAUGUUUGUCUGGUUAACAUAAAUAAAGGUGUUCCGUUUGUAUCGACUAUAGAACUCAGGCGUUUACGCAAGGAUAGUUAUCAAACUGAAGUCGGGUCUCUGGCACUUUUGCAGCGAAGUAACAUGGCAGCAAAUGACACCAUCUACAGGUACCCAAACGAUAAUAAUGAUCGUAUAUGGUAUCCUGAACCCAGUGAUGAUUGGGAAGAACUAACUACUUUGUCCCCCAUUUUGGAUGAAACCCCUUACCAGCUCCCAUCUGAUGUCAUGAAAUUGAAAAAGAUAAGCGUCAGUCUGUCUAGAAAGCUCAAUGUUAUUAUCAAUAGAGAGCUUAUUUCUGCGAAUUUAUCAAACAACAAAUUGUCAGGACAGAUCCCAGAAUACUUGUCGCAGUUGCCAAACUUAGAAAUAUUAAACUUAGACAACAAUGAGCUCACAGGCUCAGUGCCUUCCAGGCUUGACGCAAAAAGAAAUGACGGGUUGUCAUUGAGUGUGUGCGGAAAUCCAAGCUUAUUAGGGCAUGUUCCUUGCAAGAAGAAGAAGAACAACAACACAUAUGUGAUUCUGGUCAUUGUGACAAUUACGCUAGUACUGUUAUUGGUUCUUUCCGUUGCAGCAGCUAAAUUUUGGAAAUCCAAAAAAGGGACACAUGAAGUGUUUUUGAGUUUUAGCGGGGAGGAUACUCGUCAAGGUUUUACACGUAACCUGUACAAAGAGUUAGUUGCGAAAGGAAUCAAUACAUUUAUGGAUGAGAAAGGGCUCAAAACAGGAAAACAAAUAGGAACCGCACUUAUUGCUGCAAUAGAAGCAUCGGAUAUAUUCUCAGAAAAGUAUGCUAGGUCACGUUGGUGUUUGAAUGAACUUGAAAAGAUCAUUGAAUGUAACAAAUUACAGCGUCAACAUGUUAUCCAAAUCUUUUACAAAGUGGAACCAACGGAUGUACGACAUCAAACUGGUAAAUUUACCCUUGACAAUUCCCAAAAUGAGGACAAGAUCAACCAAUGGAAAGCAGCUCUUUCUCAAGCAGCAGGUUUGAAGGGAUUUCAUUACAAAGGCGACAGCCAUGAAGAUGCAUUGAUCAAGGAGAUUGUUGAAAGCGUAUCAGCUGCCAGAAGGGAAAAAAACCCACUUGAUCGGUUCGACAAAAUAUUCCCACCAGAUGGUAAAAACAAAAUAGUCAUCUAUACGACUUCAUCAAAGGGGCACAAGAACUACCGUAAAUGCCAGUUAAUGCUCGACAGCUUAGACCAAUAUAGCUCUAGGCUACAGCUUCGUGACGUCUCAGAGACAAUGAAUGAUAGACUGGGUGGUUCACCACAGUGCAAAGAUCGGUCUGAUGAUUCUGAUGUUUUGCCACUUCUGUUGUAG
Molecule: messenger RNA, 1836 nt
Organism: Argentina anserina (silverweed cinquefoil)
Lineage: Eukaryota; Viridiplantae; Streptophyta; Magnoliopsida; Rosales; Rosaceae
Product: probable LRR receptor-like serine/threonine-protein kinase At1g05700
Exons: 9
Coding region: 1-1836 (611 amino acids)
Biological process (GO): signal transduction
Molecular function (GO): protein binding
Source: RefSeq, a predicted model, not a curated record